AUGGCGACCCCCUCCACGAUGAACGCCGAUCCUGAGGUCAUCUUCAACGCCAUCCCGCCGUCGGCCGCCAGAUCGUUUCUGGUUCUCCUCAUCGUUAUGUGCAUGUGCCUCGGCGCGAGCACGAUCGAGUUGUUCAACCACAUUCGAUUCGACCUGCAGCUUCUUCGCAAGCCCGGGUGGACAAAACCGGCAAAGCUCAGUUCACGCGUUGCCUACCUGUGCUGUCGCUAUCUCUCGGUCCUCUGCCUGCUUCUGGUGGUUCUGUUCCUGUCGCUCAAGUUUGACAACUGCCAAGCUGUUCCCUGGACGUUCAGCCUGCUGAGCCUGGUGCUGCUCAACUCGGUCACGUUGGUCUUGGUGCAGAGGACCUUGGCGUUGUACUCUUGGAAGUCCAACGUGGUGUAUCCUGUAUCGGCAUUCUACCUUGUGGUGGUAGCAGCCUCGGCGGUGUGCAUCCCCUUCUACGGUAAGGGCUACCGCAUUCCAGGCUCUCAGUUCUGCGGAUAUGACACGAGGAGGUACCUCACGCGCACGCUGGUGGCCAACAUUGUAUACAAGACGCUCGCCAUGGCUCUCGAUAUAGUUCUGCUCUUGCUCAUGUUGCACCGCUUGCUUGACGGUGGAUUGUCUGCCAUCUGGCACAAGAAGCCGCAGCAGCUGUACUCGGGUUUGGCCGACCGCAGCCUAUCCAGCUUCCUCAUCCGUCAAGGUGUUCACUUUUACGCGCUGCAAUUGGCUACCGACAUCUUCUUCGUGUCGACGUACUUCACGUUGGACGAGCCUUCGUACCAGGUGCUCGGAACUGCCCUCGUGUUCUGCAUCCCUCCCAUCGCCGCUGCUGCUGCGUUCAGGGACAUGGGCAAGAAAGCCUCUCUCGUCUCGGCCAAGAACCCAAGCAAGAUCAAUGAGAUCAUGAACUCGAGCAACUCGCCGUCUGGCGACAACUCGGCGGGUUGGCGGGGAACGAGGCUUUCGGCGGCUGCGUCGAACGGUACCGCUCGCGUCCAGCCUUCCCCGGCUCGUGUCAACUCGUACGUGCUCCAAGCACGCAGCAAUCCAGGCAGCGCCGACGUCGCCCCACCGGAAAAGACCACCCGCGUCUCGUGGGGUGGCCAGCGUCAACCCAGCCACUCGCGCCAAGACCCCUGCGACGGCGUCCUGGUCACCAUCGGCACUGUCUCACAAAUCGAGGAAGCUGGCGAGGACUGGCAAGCAGGCUCGCCACGCUACUCAUCCGACAACCCGGACCCGGAAACGCUCGAGAUGCAGCGUCACUGGCCAAGACUCGCUUCCAAGACCACACUCGGUUCCGAGACCGCCCAUCAGUCGUCCGACGGCCAUAGCUCGAAGCACAGGAAGCACGUCGAAGCUCUUGGCGCCGACUUCGAACCAGUUCCCCUGCCGACGCUGCCCAGGCGAGCAGCAGCAGCGGAUGAUCCUUGCCUCUCUCCUCUGCACAGUUCCGUCGAGGCAGCGUCGAGCUCUUGGACCCCGCAUACACCCGAGAGCCCAUACCCCGAGGUGCUCUCGCCACGUUCGUUCGCCCGACAUUCCGCCACAUCAGAGAACACCAGAAGCAACAACGUCUCGCGACCACGAUUCCACGAACAUGAUAUUACAGAGGGGGACACCAGCCCGUGGCGAAGAUUGUAA
Messenger RNA from Sporisorium graminicola, 1653 nucleotides. RefSeq lists its product as uncharacterized. Bases 1 to 1653 code for a protein of 550 amino acids. The record is from RefSeq and is a predicted model, not a curated record. Lineage: Eukaryota; Fungi; Basidiomycota; Ustilaginomycetes; Ustilaginales; Ustilaginaceae. The transcript has a single exon.